Messenger RNA from Pistacia vera, 886 nucleotides. RefSeq names its product ycf20-like protein. The transcript is spliced from 3 exons. The record is from RefSeq and is a predicted model, not a curated record. Lineage: Eukaryota; Viridiplantae; Streptophyta; Magnoliopsida; Sapindales; Anacardiaceae. The coding region runs from base 187 to 882 and encodes 231 amino acids.
UAUUUAUUCCUGUCUUAUUGACAACUCCAAACGUCCCCUUUAGUUAACCCUCUUCAAAAUCAAAUCCCAAUAGAUAGAAAAAGAAAUUGGAAAAAGCAAAGCAAUAGCUGAAGAAGCAAGAACAAGCAUCGAACUCUGAAGGGUUAAGGCUCGGUCUAAACAUUAUAACCAUAUCGUUGCUAUGUGAUGAUGACAACGAUAACAACACUGCCCAAGAAUCCCAGAAGUUCCAAGCUUUUGCUUCCAGAGUCAAAGUAUGUGAGAUCUAGAGCUGAAUUUUUUUUCCUUGCGGCAUGCUCUCAUAAAACUUCUUGUGCCUUGGGCUCAAAAUUUGAUUCCAGAAGCUGUUUCAUCCAUGUAGCGCAACCCUACUUGGUCAGCAAUAUCAAACGAUUUCUUUUCAAAUUGCACAGGGAGAUGGCUUGGUCUGUUCGGAGCAGUGUAGAUGGCAGUGGAUUUGAUCCUUCCUCCACAGAUAGCCCUAAUGGCAGGACCAGAUUAAUUAGGGCCAUCCAAUCUUUUCAAACCAAAUUGGGUGCCAGAAUUCAGGAGAUAAGGAAAGAUCUUCCAAUGAAGUUACUCUUUUUCUUGGUGGGAUUCUAUUGUGCAACUGCCUUUGCCACCGUUAUUGGGCAAACAGGUGACUGGGAUAUUUUGUCUGCUGCAUUGGCUGUGGUGGUUGUGGAGGCGAUUGGGGCCUUGAUGUAUAGAGCUUCUCUUCCUUUAGUUAGCAAGUUAAAAAGUCUGAUCACUAUGUUCAAUUAUUGGAAGGCUGGGCUUUCACUUGGCCUCUUCCUGGAUUCAUUCAAGUAUGAAAUGGAUAACAUUAUUGAGUCAAGUAACCCCUUCAAUUUUCAAAUAGAUAUAUUCUCCAUAUUCUAGUAAA